Messenger RNA from Culex pipiens pallens (northern house mosquito), 7034 nucleotides. RefSeq names its product activating signal cointegrator 1 complex subunit 3 (gene obe). The record is from RefSeq and is a predicted model, not a curated record. Lineage: Eukaryota; Metazoa; Arthropoda; Insecta; Diptera; Culicidae. The transcript has 6 exons. Gene Ontology annotation, molecular function: ATP hydrolysis activity; ATP binding; nucleic acid binding. The coding region runs from base 231 to 6809 and encodes 2192 amino acids.
UUAAUUUCGUUUAUUGCCGGUCAGUAGCAGGUUCUAGUGCCGAUUUGUUCCUUAUUUAGCGUGGUUUUUUUAUUUGUGCUUUCCGAAACAAGUUUCAAGUGAGCGAAAAAGUGCACCCCAAACAAGUGUCAACACAAAAAGAAGAAACGAGUUUGGCUCAAAUUGUGAAAUUGAUAAAGUUGGUUGGUGGUUGUGAUACACCGUUCGGAACCGGCUAGAGCCCAGUAACGAUGGCCACCCUGCCGAAGCUAUCGCGCUCAAUGCGGGCCCACACCGACCUGGACAUCCGCCGGGAGCUCACGAACCGGCCCGAGGAACGGCCAACUCUGCAAAUCUUUCGCAGCAAGGAGGCUAAAAGUGGCGUCUCCUGGAAGGAGCUCAAGCUGUUCAUCGUCCAGCGCCUUCCCCCCACCGAAGCGUCCGUGCUCACGAACAAGCUGCGCGACCUGCACAACCACUGCCGGGAGAUGCUGGGCGCCGAGGAGAACGCCACCCUGGUCGACGAAGCGGCCAUCUUUGUGCUGCGCCUCUUCCUGGACCAGCGGAUCGUCAUGCUGAAGCACACGUCCCGGCUGAAGAAGAUGUUUGGGGGGCAGGUGCCGAACGCCCUCAUCAACAAGAUGUGCCAGCUGGUGGGGGGAGAAAUGAGCGCACUGUUGACGGCGGACUGCCGGCAGUAUUUGGAGGAGAAGGAACGAGGGGAUGGUGGUGACGAGACGGAAUCGCUGUGGGGAGGACACAUCAAGUGCGCGCUGCCGGACGGGAUUGGGGGGGAUUUUGGACUGUUGACGGAUUUGGCGCCGGCGCAACCUACCGAUAGCAAGGCGGCGGUCAAGUUUUCGAUGAAGUACGAUGGGAAGAAGGAGCAGGAGCAGAGGAAGGGGGUGGAGUUGGGACAGCCGGGGCCAAGUUCUUCGUCUUCUUCUUCGAGUGAGAAGUACACGCGGGCUUGGCUGGCGAAGCAGAUGACGCCGGAGUUGAUUGACAAUCUGGUGGAGUUGUUGAAGUCCUCGAAGAGCAACGACGAGCUGCAGAACGAUUUGGUUGAUUUUCUUGGGUUUGAGAAGUUGGAGCUGAUUGGGGAGGUGCUGCAGAACCGGAAGCACAUCAUCGAACGGGUGAAGGCGAUUGCGCAGAUCAGCGUGUUCAAGGAGAAAGCGGUGAAGAAGUUGGAAUCGAUGCAGCACGCGCCGGCUUAUCUGAUGCCGGUCAUGAUCCAGUCCGAGUCGGAGCGGCAACUGCGCAAGCAGGUCAACAAGGAGGAGAAGAAGUUGAAAAAGUUCCUCAACACGGUCGGAGGGGUGGAAGACGAAGUGGAAGAGCUGGACCCGGUCAAGAUGAGGCUGAACUACCAGCAGAGUUUGCUGAUUGCAGCCCAGAUGGCACCACUGUUGGAUGAUGAUCGGCCGCCGAGAACGAUGGCACCGCGAGCCCCCAAACCGAUCAAGUAUCCGUACGUGUUCGAUUCGUACAGCGAGGCCAAAGCGCACGUCGGGUUUAUCGCCGGUGGCAAGCUGCUUCUGCCGGAUAACGUCGAGCGGAACGAUACCAAAAUGUACGAAGAGGUGAAGAUUCCCGCGGCGGAACCGCCCACCCUGACGAUCGGCAACAAUCGCAUCAAAGUCGAAGAACUGGACGAAAUUGGCCAGAUUGCGUUCAAGGGCUGCAAGGAACUGAACCGCAUCCAAAGCAUCGUGUACGAGGCGGCCUACCACAGCAACGAGAACCUGCUGGUGUGCGCUCCGACCGGUGCCGGUAAGACGAACGUGGCCAUGCUGACCAUCGUCAACACCAUCCGUCAAUUCGUCGACCAGGGCGUCAUCCAUCGCGACCAGUUCAAGGUUGUGUACGUGGCCCCGAUGAAGGCGCUGGCCGCCGAAAUGACCGCCAACUUUGGCAAACGCCUCCAGCCGCUAGGCCUGUCCGUGCGGGAACUCACAGGUGAUAUGCAACUAACGAAAACCGAACUCCAGCAGACGCAGAUGAUCGUCACGACGCCGGAAAAGUGGGACGUUGUGACGCGGAAGGGCGCCGGAGAUGUGGCCUUCAUCAGCCUCGUGAAGCUGCUCAUCAUCGACGAGGUUCAUCUGCUGCACGGAGAACGUGGUCCGGUCGUGGAAGCGCUCGUCGCACGAACACUCCGCCUCGUCGAGUCCUCCCAGAGCAUGAUCCGCAUCGUCGGUCUCUCCGCCACCCUUCCCAAUUACAUCGACGUCGCCCGGUUCCUCCGCGUCAACCCGAUGAAGGGCCUGUUCUUCUUCGACUCACGCUUCCGACCAGUCCCACUCAGCUCAAACUUUAUCGGCGUCAAGUCCCUCAAAGCGCUGCAGCAACUCUCCGACAUGGACAACAUCUGCUACGAUCGGUGCAUCGACAUGGUCCGCCAGGGUCACCAGGUUAUGGUGUUUGUGCACGCCCGAAACGCAACCGUCCGGACGGCCACCAUCAUCAAGGAGUUUGCCCAGCAAAAGGGCCACAGCCAGCUGCUGCUUCCGGACAGCAACCCGGAGUACGGAAACGCGAUCAAGGCAAUGUCCAAGAGCCGGAACAAACAGCUGGUGGAGCUGUUCCAGAACGGGUUGGCGAUGCACCACGCCGGUAUGCUGCGUCAAGAUCGGAACCUGGUCGAGAAGUACUUUAGCGAUGGGAUCAUCAAGGUGCUGGUCUGUACGGCAACGCUCGCCUGGGGUGUCAACUUGCCCGCGCACGCCGUCAUCAUCAAGGGAACGGAAAUCUACGACUCGAAGCACGGUACGUUCGUAGAUUUAGGUAUUUUGGACGUGCUGCAGAUCUUUGGCCGCGCGGGUCGACCGCAGUUCGACAAGAGCGGCGUUGGAACGAUCAUCACGACGCACGAUAAGCUGAACCAUUACCUGUCACUGCUGACCAAUCAGUUCCCGAUCGAGUCGAACUUUAUCCAGUGCUUGGUGGACAAUUUGAACGCCGAGGUGACGCUGGGCACGAUCAGCAACAUUGACGAGGCGAUCGAGUGGUUGAGCUACACGUAUCUUUUCGUCCGGAUGCGGAUGAACCCGCAGUGUUACGGACUGAACUACGACGACCUGAACGAGGAUCCCACGCUGGAGCGAAAGCGACGACAGCUGAUCAACACGGCUGCGAUGGCGCUGGACAAGGCGCGGAUGGUGCGGUACAACGAGCGAACCGGCGACAUGAACGUGACGGAUUUGGGCCGGACGGCGUCCCAUUUCUACAUCAAGUACGACACGGUUGAGGUGUUCAACGAGCUGCUGAAGCCGAUCAUGAACGAGGCGGACAUUCUGGCGAUGAUGUCGAACGCGCAGGAGUUUGAGCAGCUGAAGGUGCGGGACGACGAGAUGGAUGAGCUGGACGAGCUGACGAGGGUGUGCUGUGAGGUGCCGGUUCGUGGGGGUAGCGAGAACAUCCACGGCAAGGUCAACAUUCUGAUGCAGACGUACCUGUCGAAGGGGUUCGUGCGAUCGUUCUCGCUGAUCUCGGACAUGUCGUACAUUACGCAGAAUGCGGUUAGGAUAGCGAGGGCGUUGUUUACGAUCGUGCUGAGGCAGAACAAUCCGAUCCUCUCGGGGAGGAUGCUGAACGUGAGUAAGAUGUUCGAGAAGCAGAUGUGGGAGUUUAUGACGCCGAUGUACCAGUUUCCGAUUCUGCCGUUUGACGUGGUCGAGAAGAUUGAGCGGCGAGGGUUGAGCAUUGCGGCGUUGCGAGAUAUGGACGUGAAGGAGAUCGGUGACAUGUUGAGGAAUCAACGGCAAGCCACGCUGGUGAAGCGCUGUGCGGAGGAGUUCCCGCUGUUGGAGAUUGAAGCGACGCUUCAGCCGAUCACGCGGACGGUGCUGAGGAUCAGGGUCUUCAUAACGCCCUCGUUCAAGUGGAAUGAUCGCGUGCACGGUAAAACCGCCGAGUCGUUCUGGAUCUGGAUCGAAGAUCCGGAGAGCAACUUCAUCUACCACUCGGAGUACUUCCAGAUGACCAAGAAGCAAACCAUGCGACAAGAGGUACAGGAACUGGUCAUGACGAUCCCGUUGAAAGAUCCGCUACCACCGCAGUAUUACAUCCGAGCGACCAGCGACACCUGGCUGGGAAGUUCCAACCUGGUUCCUCUCUCGUUCAAGCAUCUGAUCCUGCCGGAAGUCCACCCGCCUCACACGGAACUACUCCCGCUACAACCACUCCCGGUGACCGUACUGAACAACCGCAAGUUCGAAGCCCUCUACAAAUUCACCCACUUCAACCCGAUCCAAACGCAAAUCUUCCACUGUCUCUACCACACCGACAACAACGUCCUGCUCGGCGCCCCAACCGGUUCCGGCAAAACGAUCGCCGCCGAGAUCGCCAUGUUCCGCGUGUUCAACACGCUCCCCAAGGGCAAGGUCGUCUACAUCGCCCCCCUCAAAGCUCUCGUCAAGGAGCGCAUCGACGACUGGAAGCACCGGCUGGAGAAGCGCCUCGGCAAGCGGGUGGUCGAGCUGACGGGCGACGUAACGCCCGACAUCAGGGCGAUCCGCGAGUCCCACGUGAUCGUGACGACGCCGGAAAAGUGGGACGGCAUCAGCCGGUCGUGGCAGACGCGUGACUACGUGCGGGACGUGGCGUUGAUCGUGAUCGACGAGAUCCACCUGCUGGGCGAGGAUCGCGGACCGGUGCUGGAGGUGAUCGUGUCGCGGACGAACUUUAUCGCGUCGCACACGGAGCGGACGCUGCGGAUCGUGGGGCUGUCGACGGCGUUGGCGAACGCGCGGGAUUUGGCGAAUUGGUUGGGGAUUGGGAUGAUGGGGUUGUAUAACUUUAAGCCGUCGGUGCGGCCGGUGCCGCUGUCGGUGCACAUUCAGGGCUUCCCGGGGAAGCACUACUGCCCGCGGAUGGCGACGAUGAAUAGGCCGGCGUUCCAGGCGAUUCGGCAGUACUCGCCGUGCACGCCGGCGUUGAUUUUUGUGGCGUCGCGUAAGCAAACUCGCAUUACGGCACUGGACUUGAUCGCGUUUUUGGCGGGGGAGGACAAUCCGAAGCAGUUUUUGCACAUUCCGGAGCAGGAAAUGGACCAGAUUUUGAUGAACAUUAAGGAUAACAACUUGAAGUUGACGCUGGCGUUUGGGAUUGGGAUUCAUCACGCGGGGUUGCAAGAGCGGGACAGGAAAACGGCUGAGGAGUUGUUUUUGCACCGGAAGAUCCAGGUGUUGAUCGCGACGGCCACGCUGGCUUGGGGUGUCAACUUGCCGGCGCACUUGGUGAUCAUCAAGGGAACGGAGUUUUUCGACGGCAAGUUAAAGCGCUACGUCGACAUGCCCAUUACGGACGUGCUGCAGAUGAUGGGUCGGGCUGGACGGCCUCAGUUUGGCAACGAGGGCAUCGCGUGUGUAUUUGUGCACGACGUGAAGAAGAACUUUUACAAGAAGUUCCUGUACGAUCCGUUCCCGGUGGAGUCGAGCCUGCUGGAGGUGCUGCCGGACCACGUGAACGCGGAAAUCGUAGCUGGAACGGUGCAGACCAAACAGGGCGUGCUGGAUUACCUCACGUGGACGUACUUCUUCCGACGGUUGCUCCGAAAUCCGGCCUAUUACGAGUUGGAGGACAUUGAGCAGACGCAGGUCAACCACUUCUUGUCGACGCUGGUUCAGCGAACGCUGGACACGCUGGUUCGGGCCGGGUGUGUGGAAAUCGCCGACGACGAGCGGGGACUGCUGCCGACUUCGAUGGGUCGGAUCUCGUCGUACUACUACAUGUCCCACCAGAGUAUGCGGCUGUACGCGGACACGCUGCGCCACGACAUGAGCUUCGUGGAGGUGCUGCGGGCCAUGGUUGAGGCGUGGGAGUUUGAGCAGCACCCGGUGCGGCACCACGAGGACGUUUACAAUACCGAACUCGCCAAACUGUGCCCGAUCAAGAUCGACCUGCUGACGGUGGACAACCCGCACACAAAGGUGUUCCUGUUAAUGCAGGCGCACAUGUCGCGACUUCCGUUGCCCAACUCGGACUACGGCACCGACACCAAGUCGGUGAUGGACCAGUCCAUCCGUAUCAUUCAGGCCAUGAUCGACAUUACGGCGGAACGCGGCUGGCUGGCGACCACCCUGCGCACCCAGCAGCUGAUGCAGUGCAUCAUCCAGGCCCGCUGGAUCGACGAUCCGGUCGUGCUGACGCUGCCCCACGUUGAACCGCACAAUGCGCACGUGUUCAACCACGUCAAGUUGGACUUCCCCAUCCUGACCCUGCCCGCGCUCAAGGAAAAGUGCAACCGCAAGUACGAGAACCUCGCCGGCCCGCUGCGCCAAGAGUUCGAAGAGCCGGAGAUCGAGCAAAUCUACAAGGUCCUGUGCGCGCUUCCCUCGAUCAACGUGCAGCUCUCGAUCCGCGGUCCCCACGGAGACGACGCGAACGCGGACCGACCCGUGGCGCAGCCCCAGCACCGCGAAACCUGGCUGGAGCUGUACGCCGGCCAGGAGUACGUCCUCAACGUGCAGCUCAUCCGGCUGGGCAGCCUCGAGUCGCUCAGCAUUCACUGCCCCAAGUACUCCAAGGGCAAGGACGAAGGCUGGUUCCUGACGUUGGGUCACCAGGCCGAGGGCGAACUGCUGGCCAUGAAGCGGUGCGUGUACCGGAGUAACAAGAGCACCCACCAGCUGUGCUUCUACGCGCCGCCGCAGUUGGGUCGCCGAAUCUACACCGUCUACCUGAUGUCGGACGGGUACAUCGGGCUGGACCAGCAGUACGACAUCAACCUGGAGGUGGUGGAACCGCCCAGGCAGGAAGAGCAACCAUCGCAACCCGUUGACGGAUACGCCGAUUACUACGCGUUCGCCAAGGAUAAACUGUGAACGAACGUCGGUGGAUACUAAUCUUAUGAAACAAAACAAAACAUAGCCAAGCUUUCUCUAACAAAUUAUUUGCAAGCAGAAAAGAAACAAAAAAAUCAAACGUAAUAAACUGAACAAUGUGAUUUGUUAUGCCCCUCAUUUGGUGCACAGUAGGUCAAGAGUACUAUCAAGUAUAAGCAGGUUCCUUAAACCGAUUUUCAAAAUAAAUGAAGGAUUAUUUAUUAA